AGGGAUGCUUUCUUGGGGUUGCCUUGCUCCGUGGCAUUUCCCACCACAGGCAGUCUUUUUCCUAACAGCAUCUGGUUCAUGUUCUCUCUCCCUUUACAGGGCACCUGCUAUAUGGAUCCCGAGCAGCUCCUCCUUUGGGCACAAAAGCAGCAUCAGCACCUCCUCUGGCUCCCUCUGCUUCCAAAGAGGAGGCCAAAGAGGAGGAAGACAGCAGUGAACUUCCUGCCUCUCUGGAGGAUGAUGGUGAACUUCCCUCUGUGCCGGGAGAUGACAGUGAACUUCCCGCUGUUCUGGGAGACGAGGGCGAACAUCCCGCGGUUUGGGAGUCCAAUGGUGAGGCUCCCGCAGUGUGGGACAAGGACAGUGGACAUCUCCUGGAACGAGAUGAGGAUGGUGGAGGUUGCUCAGCAUGGGAUGAGAAUGGCCAAACUCCCAUGGUGUGGGAUGAGGAUGACAGAGAUCUCCCGGCAUGGGAUGAGGACGGUGGACAUCGCUCAGAGUGGGACGAGAAUGGCCAAGCUCCCAUGGUGUGGGACAAGGAUGACGGACAUCUCCCGGUGUGGGAUGAGGAGAGAGGACAUUCUGUGGCUUGGGAAGAGGAGGGUGAACAUCUCCCAGCAUGGGAAGUAGAUGGUGAACGUCCUGUGACUUGGAAAGAUGAUGGUGAACCUGCAGCAUUUUGGGAAGAGGACAGGGAACCUGCGGUGCUUUGGGAAGAGGAUGAAGAACCUCCCUCUGUUUGGGAUGAGGACACUGAACUUCCCUCUGCUGAGGGAUCCUGGGCUGAAAAUUCUGACGGCAGCACAGCCCUGCAGCCAGAGGGCAGAUGGGAGUGGUGCCUCAUGCAGCUGAGGAACACUGUGAGCGUGGGAGAGCCUAUGGAGAAAUACCUGGAAUUGGAGCAGAUUGGCCAAGGGGCUUUCGGGACCGUUUAUAGAGGACUCGACAGGGCCACUGCAGGAGAGGUGGCCAUAAAGAAAAUGAGUCUCAGAGAGCAGAACAGGGAACGAGCUGUGAAUGAGAUCCUGGUCCUGAAAGACAAGAAGAACUCCAACAUUGUCAACUCCUUGGACAGCUUCCUUGUUGAUGGAGAUCUCUGGUUGGUGAUGGAAUACAUGGAUGGAGGAACUUUGCAGGACGUUGUCAGACAGACACGCAUGGCUGAAGGAGAGAUGGCAGCUGUCAGUCGGGAGUGUCUGCAGGGCCUGGAUUUCCUCCAUUCGAACUGGGUGAUCCACAGAGAUCUGAAGAGCUCCAACAUCCUUCUGGGAAUGGAUGGCUCUGUCAAGCUGGCUGAUUUUGGCCUCUGCGCUCAGCUCAGCCAUGAACAGGACCUGUGCAGCUCCAUGGUGGGCACUGCUCACUGGAUGGCGCCAGAAGUUGUGACCAGCUCUCCUUACGGCCCUAAGGUGGACAUCUGGUCCUUUGGCAUUGUGACCAUCGAGAUGGUGGAAGGAGAACCUCCUUACUUCAAGCAAACGGCGGCCAUGGCUCGCUGUCUGAUCCGGCAGAACGGGACCCCGCAGCUGCAGGAGCCCAGGCGCCUGUCGGCUCUGCUGCGGGACUUCCUCGAGUGCAGCCUGGAGCUGGAUGAGGAGCGGCGCUGGUCUGCCCAGGAGCUGCUGCAGCACCCAUUUUUAUCAUCAGCCAAGUCUCUCUCCAGCCUGACCCCCCUGAUCACUGCAGCAAAGCAACUGAGGGAGCAGAAGAGCAGAUGAAGCACUUGAGGACAGCCUUUUGUUACAAUAGUUAGGACAGCUAGUUAGUUAUGGUAGUUAGCACUGCUAGUUAGUUACAGUAGUUAGGACAACCCUGUUUAUUAUGGUUGUUAGGAUACCCUGUUUGUUAUGGGAAUUUUUUGAAUAAAAACCUCUCAAACCUCAGCUCUCUUGAU
Messenger RNA from Prinia subflava (tawny-flanked prinia), 1894 nucleotides. RefSeq names its product serine/threonine-protein kinase PAK 3-like. Gene Ontology annotation, biological process: regulation of actin cytoskeleton organization; protein phosphorylation; regulation of axonogenesis. Bases 435 to 1718 code for a protein of 427 amino acids. The record is from RefSeq and is a predicted model, not a curated record. Gene Ontology annotation, cellular component: cytoplasm. The transcript has 10 exons. Gene Ontology annotation, molecular function: protein serine/threonine kinase activity; ATP binding. NCBI's taxonomy places the organism in Eukaryota, Metazoa, Chordata, Aves, Passeriformes, Cisticolidae.